ACUGAGAGACGGUGGCGUUACGACGGAUCGAGGAAGAUCCGCUCGCUCUCACCUCCACCCGUCUCUCCUCCCUAGUUCGAGCCUCGCCGACCGGAGUCCACCCACCGGGCAGAGGCACACGGGAGGCUCACCUCAGGCUCGUAACUCUCUCUUUCUGUCCUCUCCCGUCAAUCCACUUCUCUUAUACUCCCUUAGUCAGGACACACUGACAGCUCGCAACCGGAACGAUGAGCGCCCAGGCCUUGACCGUCGUCACACUUAUCGUGCCCAACGCGGAAUGGCAUGCCUCGGGACACGAUGAUCAACCCGUUCUCCUCAGCAGCGCCCUCAGCUUUACCUUCAACACGUCCUUCGAUAUUCGCACCGUUUCGAGUCGCGGCGCCAGCUCCGGUAGCGAUGUGACCGGUCUGCUAUAUGUGCCGACUCUGGCUGCCACCAGUUCCUGUGUCAACGCGAGCGAGCCAUACAUCCCCGCAGCGGUGACGCGCCGUGCGAACCUGCCUCCCGAUGACUAUAAUCUGGUCGCGUUGGCUCCAUGGGUGAGCGGGGAGUGCUCACUGGAGUAUAUGGAGGCAGCAAGACGAGAUCCAACCAAGGCGAUACUGUUCUUUGUGCCAGGUAUGCCAGGCAUUCCUCCCAACGCCGAUGAUGCACAGUGGGACAUUUCCAGCUCCCAGAAUUGGAAGGCAACCAAUGGCUUCCCAGUAUACGCCGUCAAUGGCGCAAACGGAGCGCUGUUGCUGCGCGCCAGUGCCAUGUACAGUGGGAACAUGACCGACGUACCUCACGGGCACAUGUUGGCCGAAUAUUACGCCUCCCGGGACUAUGUGAGGCUGCAUGCUGACAUCGACACGGGGAAUCGCAGGUCACUACCGUCGCUAUGGGUAUUCCUAUUGAUCGUUGUUGGUUUCUUGCUCGCCAUUAUUGGAUCUGCCUCAUUCGGUUUGCACCUGUUUCGGCGGCACAGACGACAAACCUUGCGAAGGCGAGUUCAAAGUGGCCACGUCGAUCUGGAAGCCGUGGGCAUCAAGCGUCUCACCGUACCACGAGCUGUGCUUGAUGCUAUGCCACUGUGCCAAUACGGCAAGACGCAUUCUGCACUUCACCGAACUACCUCCCACGGACUGACCGAUAUCGAAAAGGAAGUGGCGUCUACGCAGAUCGAGCAGGUCAACGUGUCCUCGCGUCCGGCGGCCCUUGCGCCGACGUCGACCAGCUACCAUCAUGACGCUCUGCUACAACCCACAUGUGCCAUCUGUCUCGACGACUUCGUACCUUUUACUACCGAACAGGAUGGAACUAUAGUGCGCGAGCUACCCUGCCACCACCUCUUCCACCCCGAGUGCGUCGAUGCUUUUCUGCGAGAGAGCAGUAGCCUGUGCCCGAUGUGCAAGAAGACCGUCCUGCCUGCCGGCUACUGCCCUCGAAUCAUUACGAAUGCUAUGGUCCGACGAGAACGUCUCCUCAGACAAGCUCGAGAGCGCGCAGCAGCAGAUUCAGACUCGAGCGACAGCGCCUCUCCGGACACUAUCAGAGACCGUCUUCAGAGCAUGCCUGGAGUCAGGCAGUUUCGGGCAAGCAGACGACGUCAGCAAAUGACUCCACUGGACUCUGAUACAGUCCGUGGACACGCGACUCCGACCACGCCGCUAUCUCUGGAUUUGGACAGAUCCCAGAUACAACCCCACGCGACCGCCGAUCGUCGAGGCGGAGGGCCACGACAACGAGCAGAGUACAUGCUGGGCCGCCUCGCACCAGAGGAUCCCGAGGCGGAAGAAACGAAAACGACAGUCGCUUGACGGAAAGCUGUGCCUGGGCUCUUCCUCAGACAGUGAGGAGGCAGAAAGUCUUUGGUCGAGCAUUCUUCCAUAGGUACCUUGGGUUCCUUUUGAUGGCGAUGAUGAUUAUGAUGAUGAC
Messenger RNA from Sphaerulina musiva SO2202, 1917 nucleotides. RefSeq lists its product as uncharacterized. The transcript is spliced from 5 exons. Gene Ontology annotation, cellular component: cytoplasm. Gene Ontology annotation, molecular function: ubiquitin protein ligase activity. Lineage: Eukaryota; Fungi; Ascomycota; Dothideomycetes; Mycosphaerellales; Mycosphaerellaceae. The coding region runs from base 228 to 1799 and encodes 523 amino acids. Gene Ontology annotation, biological process: ubiquitin-dependent protein catabolic process. The record is from RefSeq and is a predicted model, not a curated record.